GGAACAGUACCCUGGAAGGAAGAGACCGGAGGGACUCUGGGCCGCGCCGCGGUGUAGCGUGCUUGUGGAUCCCCCGGCAGCUCCUUCCGAGCGUGCCAGGCUGUGCCCCCGAGACCCACAGAGGGCUGCCCAGGCAGAGCAGCAUCUGCAUCGAGGGGUGGGAGGGGGCCUACUUGGCUUCUUGCCUGUCUCUUGAGGAGCCAACAUCAUGGCCACCAUGGAGGAAGAAGACUUGUUAGAGUAUUUUUGUGUGCAGUAUGAACAGAGGCUCCUGAAGCUGUUGAUGAAAUUCCCAGUGACUGAAGAGCAAUCCCCAUCUCCGUCCGUUCGGCUCCUAGAGAAGAAGAAAGAGUCUAAGCUGGUACAUAGGACUCUGGAAGCGCAGAAGGAGGCAUUCAGAACAAGGAUGGAAGCCCUGAACAGCCGCUGGGAGGAGCUUAAGGCCAAGGAGGUUCAGCUAAAGGCUUAUAUCCAGAAAUUUGAGCAGUUCAUACAGGAAAAUGACCAGAAGCGAAUCCGAGCCCUCAAGAAAGCCAGCAGAGAGAGAGACCUGAAGAAUCAGAGAAUAAAGGAGCUGGCAAAGACCAAGCAGGGUAUGGUGGUCCUGAAGAAGGGGCACCAGAGUCUCUACAACAAGGUGCAACAGUACUCAAUCUUCAACAACUAUCUGGAGAAGGUGGUGGAGAUCUCGGAGUUUGAGGAAAUACGAGAAGUUAUUGGCCGGUACAAGACACUGGUGGGAAUGCAGCAGGAUCUCAUGGUGUCAGCACUAGAAGACCAGGAGCAGAUUGAGCAAGCUAAAACCCAUCUGGCAGAAUACACUGAGAAGAAGGAUGAUGAGAUCCUAAAACACAACAACGAGCUAGCAAACCUGCAGAUGCGCUUUGAUCGUGCCCGCAGUGAUGUCAUUAGGAGGGAAUCUCGCUGGGCCCAUAUUCAGAACACUGCAGCUAAGAAAACCCUUAAGCUGGGCACCAUCAAAAUGGCUACCCUGAACCUUUUCCAAAGUGUGAGCAAGCAGCUGAAGGAGACAUUGAGCGUGCCAGUCGAGGACACCCACAAGCAACUGGACAUGAUCCAGCAGUUUAUCCAGGAUCUCUCAGACAUCUGGGCAGAGGUAAAAAAGAAGGACAUGCAAAACCGAGUGCAGGCGGUUACGCCAAAGGAUGUAUAAGAGAAACGUCCAGCUAUUCCUCCUCUGCCAGAAGAAGGCUAAGCCAAUUGAGAAAAGAAAAGAAAGUGGCAUCAGGGAAGCUACAGACUCAUUCAUAUUGCACCUCUCUAUCCCCCAUGGUUCUUAUUUUCUGCAGAACUACAAAAAACUUCCAGGCUAUUAAAAACA
Messenger RNA from Alligator sinensis (Chinese alligator), 1342 nucleotides. RefSeq names its product coiled-coil domain containing 42 (gene CCDC42). Lineage: Eukaryota; Metazoa; Chordata; Crocodylia; Alligatoridae. Gene Ontology annotation, biological process: spermatid development. Bases 209 to 1174 code for a protein of 321 amino acids. The transcript is spliced from 7 exons. The record is from RefSeq and is a predicted model, not a curated record.